This is a messenger RNA of Penicillium macrosclerotiorum, 1950 nucleotides long. RefSeq names its product ABC1 kinase family protein. The record is from RefSeq and is a predicted model, not a curated record. NCBI's taxonomy places the organism in Eukaryota, Fungi, Ascomycota, Eurotiomycetes, Eurotiales, Aspergillaceae. The transcript is spliced from 2 exons. Bases 1 to 1950 code for a protein of 649 amino acids.
AUGGCGCACGCGACGCUCCUCCGCACUCUGCGGCCCUCAAUCGCCCCUCGUCCGGGCUUAUGGCGCCCUCGAUUUCGUCGCGACGUCCAUGCAGGCGAAUUCCAGCCCUUCAUUCCCCCCUCUCCCAGCUCCCUCGGAAAACCCACCCCCGCGAAGACCUACACCCGGACCCGGAAAUGGCUCCGCCGACUGUUCUACACCUCGCUCGCCACGGGUGUCAUCUACGGCAUUGACAACCAGUUCUACGCAUCCUCGUUGACUCGCACGGCCCGAACUUUCUCUCUCGGUCUCUUGGUUGCGCUGGACUACAAAAUCAACUUCCGCCCCCACCCGCCGCUGGCCAGCUCAAUCACCGCAGUGCAUGCUCGCAACGCCGAGCGCCUGUCGGACUUGCUGCGGCAUAAUGGUGGACUGUACUUGAAGAUGGGCCAGGCCAUCGCCAUGCAGUCAGCCAUUUUGCCGCCCGAGUUCCAGCAUAUGUUCUCACGCAUGUUCGACGAUGCGCCGCAGAAUGAAUGGAAGGAAGUCGAGAAGGUUAUUCGCGAGGACUUUGGCAAAUCGCCCGAAGAGGUGUUUGGCGUCUCAUUUGACGGCGAGCCGGGCAAAGGUGUAAUGGAACGCAAGGCACGUGCGAGCGCGAGCGUCGCACAGGUGCAUUGGGCGCGAUUGCAGGAUGGCCGGGAGGUGGCGAUCAAGAUCCAGAAACAUGAAAUUGUGCAACAGUUGGCGUGGGAUCUGUGGGCCUUCAAGGUCGUGACCUAUAUCUAUAGCAAACUGUUCGAUAUUCCCUUCUAUAGCUUGGUUCCCUAUAUCAGCGAGCGGCUUUCGCUCGAGACGGACUUCGAGAACGAGGCGACUAAUUCCGAGAUGAUGGCUCAGUUUGUUGCGGGCGAACCUCGCCUGCGGGAUCGCGUGUACAUCCCCAAGGUUUUCCGUGAGCUGAGCUCAAAGCGAGUCAUGACGGCCGAAUGGGUUGAAGGCGUGCGGCUUUGGGAUAAAGAUGCUAUAACCCGGCCGUGGCGUGGUGGUUGGCGCCAGGGAAGCCCUGGCUGCCACGGCACACCUCUCGAUCCCCCCAAGAGCCUCUCUGCGCCGCCGACAUCUCAAGCAGCGAAGCUAAAGCCCGAACGCAACCAUUGGAAAGGCCAAAACAACCGCGGCGGGCUAGGCCUAUCGCUCAAAGACGUGAUGACGACUAUGGUCGACCUCUUCUCGGCCCAGAUGUUCCUCUGGGGCUGGGUGCACUGUGAUCCGCACCCGGGCAAUAUCUUCAUCCGGCGCAAGCCCUCCGGCCAGCCGGAACUGGUUCUCAUCGACCAUGGCCUGUAUAUUCAUAUGGAGCCGGGCUUCCGCCAUCAAUAUGCGCGCUUCUGGAAGGCCCUGCUUACCUUCGACAACCGUACGCUCGGUGAGAUCGUGAAGGGCUGGGGUGUAAACAAUGCGGACAUUUUCGCAUCAGCCACUCUGAUGCGCCCAUACCGCGGCGGUGAUCUGUCCACCAGCCGCGGCAUCGAGGGUCUCAGCAAGUCGGAACGUGCCGAACGCCACUAUGAGAUGCAGCAGGCUGCCCGCAAGGCCGUCCGUGAGAUCCUCGGCGACGAGACCAAGUGGCCGCGCGAGCUGAUCUUCAUCGGCCGCAACCUACGUAUUGUCCAGGCCAACAACCAGUUCCUCGGCUCGCCGGUCAACCGCGUUAAGAUCACCGGAACGUGGGCGUCGCGUGCGCUAGUCGAGUCGCCCGACCUGCCACUCGCCGAGAAGAUCCGGAAUCUUGGUCGGCAUGUGGUGUUCCGGAUAGUUCUGUUCACUAGCGAUAUAUUCUUCUGGUUUACCAAGAUCCGGCAAUAUCUGCGUCUAGGCGGAGGGAUGGAGGAUGAAAUCGAGGCGCAGAUGCAGCACAUGGCAAAAGAUAUGGGCGUGGAAUUGAACCAGAACGUGUUCGAAGGAUAG